This is a messenger RNA of Soboliphyme baturini, 453 nucleotides long. NCBI's taxonomy places the organism in Eukaryota, Metazoa, Nematoda, Enoplea, Dioctophymatida, Soboliphymatidae. The record is from the annotation of a GenBank genome assembly.
AUGCCGAGAAAUGUGGCGCAAGGGAUGCGGAAUCAGCUUUGGCUUUCGCUGCUGCUUUCGCUGCCGCCUUGCGUUCCUCGACAUAUCGCAGGCGAGUGGAAGGCUCUCUGUCUCCUGUCGUGUCCACCAGGAAGUUCUUUUCUGAACUCCAGGCGGCAGGCCAACCCGUUUAAAUACGCAGCAUUUGGCGGCAGCCUCGAAUAUGCCGCUGUUAAAGAGCUGCUACUCUCAUUCCACAUUAGUGGUCAUCACUGGGAUCUGUCUAAACUGUCGUGCGAUGUUGCUCGCAAAUUUCGCUCUCGUGUCCACUUUUUCCCAUUUGAUUCGCUGGUUCCUUUUGCCACCAGAUCUUGGAAAGCCGCUCGUAGAAAAAGAGUUGGCCACAAUAGGGAAGAGAUGACUCAUUACUUGACCACCGAAUACCCGACCGCUGCCACCCACGCUUUCGAUUAG